CCUUGUCUUCGCACCCCGUUGCCGGCGGCUGCUUCGGGCUUUGUCCCCAGGCGCCCGUGGCCCCCGCUCCCUCGCCCUCGGCAGCGCGCCGCGCCCCUCCCCGCCCCGCCCUCGGCAGCGCCGCCCCCGCCCGCCGGGGCCCGGGCUCUGCCGGGGGAGGAGGAGCCGGCGCCGGAGCUGGAGGAGGGAGCGGGAUCAGCGCUGCCGCCGCGGCCGGGCCCGUCUCCUGCCCUCUCCCCUCAACACCAUAGGCGGCUCCGGCACCAAGAUGUCCAACCGGGUGCUCUGCCGGGAGGCCAGCCACGCCGGCAGCUGGUACACCGCCUCAGGAGCUUCCACCUCUGCGGAACCAAUUCAGAUCCCCCGUGCUUCUUCUGGAGAAAACCCUAAACCUACAGGACCCCAGCUGAAUGCACAGCUAGAAGGUUGGCUUUCUCAAGUACAAUCUACAAAAAGACCUGCUAGAGCCAUUAUUGCGCCCCAUGCAGGAUAUACCUACUGUGGGUCUUGUGCAGCCCAUGCUUAUAAACAAGUGGAUCCUAACAUCACUAGGAAAAUUUUUAUUCUUGGGCCUUCCCAUCAUGUGCCCCUUUCCCGAUGUGCACUUUCCAGUGUGGACAUAUAUAGAACACCGCUGUAUGAUCUUCGAAUUGAUCAAAAGAUUUAUGGAGAAUUGUGGAAGACUGGAAUGUUUGAGCGUAUGUCUCUACAGACAGAUGAAGAUGAACACAGUAUUGAAAUGCAUUUGCCUUAUACUGCUAAAGCCAUGGAAAGCCAUAAGGAUGAGUUUACCAUUGUUCCUGUGUUGGUCGGAGCACUGAGUGAGUCAAAAGAACAGGAAUUUGGAAAACUCUUUAGUAAAUACCUAGCAGAUCCUAGUAACCUCUUUGUGGUUUCUUCUGACUUUUGCCAUUGGGGUCAAAGGUUCCGUUACAGUUACUAUGAUGAAUCCCAAGGAGAAAUUUAUAGAUCCAUUGAGCACCUAGAUAAAAUGGGUAUGAGCAUUAUAGAACAGCUAGACCCUGUAUCUUUUAGCAAUUACUUGAAGAAAUACCAUAAUACAAUAUGUGGAAGACAUCCCAUUGGGGUAUUAUUAAAUGCUAUCAAUGAGCUCCAGAAGAAUGGAAUGAAUAUGAGCUUUUCAUUUUUGAAUUAUGCCCAAUCAAGCCAGUGUCGAAACUGGCAAGACAGCUCAGUGAGUUACGCAGCUGGAGCACUGAUGGUCCACUGAAACUUUGAAUACUCAGGGAUGGCACCUGCACACACUCUCUAUACGGGGUCCCAGCCUAGCCCUUGCAAAGAUACAGUUCCUGGUCUUUGGGUAUACUGAAACCUCAAACUAAUAGAACUCUCUUCUUUUCUAGUAGGUGUAGUCCUUCCUUAGUUUCAACUCAUUUAAAAAUGCUUUCUUGUUUAGGACAAUGGAAAAAAGGCUGGUGUCUGUCAAUAUUUUGUGAUUUUAAAAGGUGAUGAUGAUUGUAAAGGCAUGGUGGCAGACAGUCCUUAAAAGUACAACAUGUAAAGCAUUUACCAUAUCCUAAAUUUGCACUCUUUGCAGACCUGUGCACAUGUACUCAGCUUUCAGAAUAGUUUUGCAAGUUGUAAACAGAAAAAAGGGGUGGAAGCUUUUUAAUAAAAAUGCAUUUAUAAAUGAUCCUGUAUUAGAAUAUAAUAAAUCUCCAGUAUAGUCAGUUACUACCCGUGUUGUACAACAGAUAUCUUCUAUUUUAGUUGCUAAUAAAGGGCUACACAAACCAAAA
Messenger RNA from Alligator mississippiensis (American alligator), 1760 nucleotides. It is a transcript of the gene MEMO1, whose product is annotated as mediator of cell motility 1. Bases 269 to 1231 code for a protein of 320 amino acids. The record is from RefSeq and is a predicted model, not a curated record. The transcript is spliced from 10 exons. Lineage: Eukaryota; Metazoa; Chordata; Crocodylia; Alligatoridae.